Molecule: messenger RNA, 1462 nt
Organism: Lactuca sativa (garden lettuce)
Lineage: Eukaryota; Viridiplantae; Streptophyta; Magnoliopsida; Asterales; Asteraceae
Product: kinesin-like protein KIN-14C
Source: RefSeq, a predicted model, not a curated record
GAAUUGGGUUAGUAUGUGGACAAGGAAGAAAUUAUAGAAGAUUACGUUUAGCCGAGUUGGAUGAUUAUCCUCGAUUCAAAUUUCCAAUAUUUAGGGAGAGAUACGAUACCGGAGAUAGACAGUAACACAUCGUUUACAUUUAAUUCACUUCAAAUUUGGUGCAAUUUCACACACAGCUCUCCAUAUUCAAAUAAUGAAUUCUCGGAACCAAAACAAGCCGUCUGAUCCUCGCAGUCCUGUGAAUAAUAAUCAAGCCAUCGAUGAUGCUUUUAUUGAUAAGCUUAGGGAAAUUGACAUUGGUUGGAUGAUGGCCUCAACAACUGCAAGUGGAUGUAGUCAAUCACUUGCCUCAAGAAACAAUCAAAAGGAUGUUACUGUAGCACCCUCUGAAACUCAGGUUUCUGAGUGGGAAAUUGUUGAAUCUACAAAGGAGGAGGAGGUCGAUGUGCUAUUGAAUGACAAGUUUAAAGGGAACAAGUUUGAUUCAAAGGGAAAACAUGAGUGGAUGAGAGAGUAUAUUAAACAGCUCAAGGUUUGUAUAAAAUGGUUUCAAGAGAAUCUUGAAGAUCUUGUUAAAGAAAAGGAUCACUUGCGUACAUUGCUGGAUUCUUCAGAAAGAAAACGUGUGGAAACUGAGGCUGCAAUGAAACUUAAGGAGGAAGAUUUGAACUCAUCUAUUAUCAAAUUGGAAAACAAUAUAUCUACUUUAAAAAAAAGUUUGGCAAAUGAAGAGUCACAAAAGCUAAAUGCCAUUGAUUUUCACAAUAAAGAAAAAGAAGCUAGGAUGGCUUUAGAAAAGAAUCAAGAUUCUCUAAAGGAGAAGCUUUUAAAGGCUGAACAGAAUGCAUCGAUUGCUAAUGAGAAGGUGAAAACACAAGAAAAUAUGUAUAAGAGGUUGCAAAAUGAACUCACUUCUGCUAAAGAUUCACGAGAUGAUGCAGUGAAACAAAAAGAAAUUGCUGUAAAAGAGGUGGCUAUCCUCAGAGAUGAAUUGACUCAACUAAGGGAAGAUCGUGAACGCCACCUGUCACAAUUACAUGAGUUAGGUUCUGAAAUUGUAAGAUAUAGAUACAGAGAAAAGGAAAGAGAAAGAACAGGGCACACUGCUGCUGCUGAGUGUAGUAUAUUGAGGUUAAAAUCGAUUGCUAUGGAGAAGACUUGUUCCUCUCAAAGAGAACAAAUAUCUUUGCUCCAACAUCAGUUAGAUGCUGCAAAUAAAAAAAUAAAGGAGCUAAAAGGGAAGAACAUAAUGUAUCAAUAAGAGAGGUAUGUUUGACUUUUCUUAAGUAGCCAGAUUUUGUGUAGAUUGGAAAGAAAUUCCGUUAAAAAAAAUAAAAAAUAACUACUUUAGCUUGAAUGUAUCCAGAUUUUUGACCUUGCUCCAUAUUUUUGAAUGGUGGGUUUGACUUUUCUCUAUUGCGUUAAUCUUUUGUUGGUAAAAUAAAAAUGAUCAAUUUUCUUA